Molecule: messenger RNA, 984 nt
Organism: Medioppia subpectinata
Lineage: Eukaryota; Metazoa; Arthropoda; Arachnida; Sarcoptiformes; Oppiidae
Source: the annotation of a GenBank genome assembly
AUGACGUUGCCUCUCAUACGGCGCUCGGCGUCGGCCAUAGUAUCGCACACCGGGAGACCAAUCGCCCGCAACCUCUGGCCGUAUCUCUCGUCAAACAUCGCCGACUGUUCAUCAGUCAUAUGCCGUAAUUUUAGUAAACAGCGUAAAAUAAGUGAUCGGGUCUAUGGGUUGGGCAGUAAUAGUGAGGGAGUGUUGGGUUUGGGACACAACCGACCCAUACAUACGCCCGAAGAAAUACUUGAAUUACGCCACCAGAAUAUACAACAGUUUUUUGUUAUAAAUAACUUUGCAUUUGCUUUGAAUUCCGAACAUGAGAUAUACAUUUGGGGUCAAUAUGGAACUUGUUAUAAAUCCUUUUAUACAAUGACCACUAUGCAUCCUGUUAAAGAAAAGGAUUUAUUCCAAUACCUGUCAUUUAUGUGGAAGAUGUGGAGAUACGAGCAACGGCGCGCCUACACAACACAUACUUUUCCGCAAGACGAACCCCAAUUGAAAUACUAUUUCCUGGAUAUUACCCAAUUGAAGACAUUAUGUGCUGUCAAAGCAACUUCUUUGCCAUUACAUCCAAAGGGGAGACAAUUGGUCGAAAGUGUGGAGUAUUUGCAUAAAAAUAAUAUCAUUCACAGAGACCUCAAACCCGAUAAUGUGUUGAUUGACAACAACUAUAGAUAUAUAAAGUUAUGUGACUUCGGUUUGUCUAAAUCCGUGGAUGUAUUGAGUGAUGAAUACAAACAAAGUAGUGUUAAACACGCCAAAAAUGUUGGAGAUAUUCAAUAUAUGGCACCCGAAGGACAGACCACUGAAUACAACCAUUUAAUAGAUGUCUAUAGUCUGGCACUCAUUGGCGCAGAAAUUUUUGAAUUUAAUACAAGAGAUAUUGAAAACGGAAAUGCUAAUAAGUGGUCAACGAAUGGAUCGACGGAUUGGAGACUAAGACCCGAAUGUGAAAUUAUGGUCAAAUAUAUGAACACUAUGAAUAUUUGA